AUUCCUCCCCUCCUCCGCGUGCGCUUCCACGCCACCACCACUACGCGUCCCUCCCACCGUCGUCACCGCCACCACCAUUCACACCGCUUCCCCCGUUCGUCACCGCUGAUAGCAACUAAGCAGCACUACUUUUCUCCGGAUUCUCGCGGCAGCGCCGCGAUUUGGUCGCUGUCUUGAUUCUUUCCCGGCGGCUGUUCCGCUGGUUUGUUUUCCUCCCUCCCCGCGCUUAAUCCGCUCCGCCUUCUCCGCCCCAGUCAGCCCGCGUUCUAGUCUCGAGAGGAAAGAUCCGAAUUAGCGAUCUCCGUGCAACAACUUCUCGGACGAACCGCGCGAGCGCGAGCGAGCGCGGCGGGCGUUGGAGCUGCUUCAGCCAUGGGGAACUGCCGGCGGAGAGGCCCGGCGGCGCUGUGCCUCCUGCUCUGCUUCCUGCUGGGGUUCGAGCCGUGCGCGGCCCUGAGCCAUGAAGGUCUCGCGCUACUGAGACUUAGGGAGAUGGUGGAGGCCGAUCCGUCUGGCGCUCUGGCGGGUUGGGAUGGGGCGGACGCUAGCCCCUGUUCUUGGUUCGGCGUGGCGUGCUCGGAUGAUGGGCGGGUCGUAGGCCUGAACUUGGCAAAUCUUGGUCUCAAGGGCAUGUUACCUCCGGAGAUUGGGCAGCUUACUUCCAUGCAGUCUCUCAUACUGCACAAGAACUUUUUCUAUGGUAUUAUCCCUACAGAGAUAGGAGAUUUACGGGAGCUGAAGGUGUUAGAUCUGGGGUACAAUAACUUCAAUGGACCAAUUCCAUCAGAGCUAGUACACAUUAUAUCCCUGGAGUUCAUCUUUCUUAAAGGAAACAGACUUUAUGGCGGAUUACCUUCUGAAUUUAAUGAGCUCAUCAGUCUGUGCGAGUCUCAGGUUUACCAAGACUGGACUUUGUCAAAUAGGAUGUCCACUGCAAGGAGCAAAGAGAAUUCUACAAUCAGAAGACUUCUACUAAGCAAACAAAAACAUUCUCCAAAGAACGAGAUGCUUGGUUCUGAAAAUUCUGUAUUGGAACCAUCAGAUGUUAGCCCUUCUUUCUCAAUCGAAUAUCCCCCCAAGAAUCCAAUGCCACCACAUUUCCCCAAGAAUGACCCAACUCGACCAAGUCCUCCACUGGCACUAUCACCCCCUUCUGAAUCUGUUCCUUCUGUUGCCCCUCCUGCAUCUCCCAACGUAGGCCAAACCGAAAGCCAAAAGAGCAAGAGCAGUUCUUCACUAGCAUAUGCAUUAAUAGGAGCAGCGAUUUUUUCUGUGGUUCUAUCCUUGUUAGUUGCAGUAUUUCUUUGCUACCGCCGUAGGAAGACUAGCAGUGUUGUGCCCUUGUCUUCAAGUAGGCAGUUGCAGACCGAGACCACUAUCCUGGGAGGCAUAACUUCGUUCAGACGGUCAGAACUCGAAACAGCCUGUGAAGAUUUCAGCAAUGUAAUUGGUACACUACCUGGAUGUACAUUGUAUAAAGGAACCCUCCCAUGCGGAGCGGAAAUAGCUGUUGUGUCUACAUUGAUAAAAUAUGCCUACGGGUGGUCUCCUAUAGCUGAAGCACAAUUCAGGAAUAAGGUUGAAACCUUGUCGCAAGUGAACCAUAAGAAUUUUGUGAAACUUUUGGGUUACUGUGAAGACGAAGAACCAUUCACCCGGAUGAUGGUGUUUGAAUAUGUUUCAAAUGGAUCACUAUUUGAGCACUUGCAUGUUAAAGAGGCGGAGCAUUUGGAUUGGCAGGCACGUGUACGGAUAGUGAUGGGAGUAAUAUACUGCCUGAAGCACUUGUACCAGGAGAUUCCUCCUAUGAUCCUAAGAAAUCUAGACUCUUCAUGCAUAUACCUGACUGAAGACAACGCUGCAAAGAUUUCAGACGACAGUUUUGGCGGUGACAAGAGAGACAGCGAAGAUGAAUUCGAUGAGCCUGAGGAGUGCGCCAUAGUGUAUAAGUUUGCCUUGCUUCUGCUUGAGACGAUCUCUGGAAGGCGUCCGUUUUCCAAUGAUAACGGGCUCUUGAUUCUGUGGGCACACCGGUACCUCACUGGUGAAAAGCCCUUGUUGGAUAUGGUGGAUCCAACACUCAAAUCAGUCCCCGAGGAGCAGGUCAGGGCACUCACAGAGCUGGUAAAAUUGUGCAUAAAUGAUAACCCCUGGCUGAGACCGACAGUGGCAGAGGUAACCAGAUGGAUGCAAGAGAUCACUGGGUUUUCUGAAGAUCAUUCGACCCCAAGGAACAGCGCAUUGUGGUGGGCUGAAAUUGAAAUCCUCACGUCAUAGAGAAAUAUAUACUAGUCCAUUGUGGAAUUGUUUUGCAGAAAUUCGGCAGUAGUAAUACUGUCUACUGACAGAAGGAACAUAGAAAAUUGUACAGUUUGGUGUUCUUACUCUUUAGGCAGGGCAUGCAGUUGUACAGAUAUGCCUGCAGUGCACUCACCAUUCUUUCAUUCUUUAGCAUUACCUCCGUUCGGAAAUACAAGACUUUUUAGAGAGCUAAAUUAGCUCUCUAAAAAGGCUUAUAUUUCAAAAAGGAGGUAGUACAUCCUUUUCGAAUCUCUUUGAAAUGAAAUUUCCCUAGGAAAUCCUGGAGAGCUUGUACAGUUGAAGGAUAUGCCAGACAAUUGUGAAUAAAGUGAACAAAAUAUAUGUUUGCA
Lolium perenne is the source of this 2651-nucleotide messenger RNA. Its product is annotated as protein MALE DISCOVERER 2. Gene Ontology annotation, molecular function: ATP binding; protein kinase activity; protein binding. Gene Ontology annotation, biological process: protein phosphorylation. The record is from RefSeq and is a predicted model, not a curated record. NCBI's taxonomy places the organism in Eukaryota, Viridiplantae, Streptophyta, Magnoliopsida, Poales, Poaceae.